Molecule: messenger RNA, 443 nt
Organism: Drosophila obscura
Lineage: Eukaryota; Metazoa; Arthropoda; Insecta; Diptera; Drosophilidae
Gene: COX7C
Product: cytochrome c oxidase subunit 7C, mitochondrial
Exons: 3
Coding region: 83-283 (66 amino acids)
Biological process (GO): mitochondrial electron transport, cytochrome c to oxygen
Source: RefSeq, a predicted model, not a curated record
CAUUUGUCAUCUCUAAUUUGCGCACCACCAACAGCAAGCUCUGUAUUUGUGAAAUUUUUACUUAAAAUAUCUGAAUAUAAAAAUGUUGGGCCGCAGCAGUGUUAUUGCACGCAACUUCUCGCAAUCCAUGGUCCGCUUCAGCGGCCAUGGUGGCGUUCCCGGCGAGAAUCUGCCCUUCGGCCUGACAAACAAGUACAGGAUCACCGCUCUGUUCACCAUCGGCUGUGUUCUGGGCUUCGGCUCCCCCUUCCUGAUCGUCAGACAUCAACUGCUGAAGAAGUAAGGUCCCCCAGUGACCAUGGCGCAGCCAGCAGGCAGCAGCAACAGCAACAAAUGUAAGAUGUAAGAUGCUUUGUCGGUCCAGCCAGGCGGUGCAGUGUGUUACAGCUUAAAUUUAGGUGUAAAGUGGAAACGUAAUAAAGUUGCCCCCAACUGUAAACCAA